Molecule: messenger RNA, 4520 nt
Organism: Pungitius pungitius (ninespine stickleback)
Lineage: Eukaryota; Metazoa; Chordata; Actinopteri; Perciformes; Gasterosteidae
Product: gastrula zinc finger protein XlCGF57.1-like
Exons: 2
Coding region: 1590-3308 (572 amino acids)
Biological process (GO): regulation of transcription by RNA polymerase II
Cellular component (GO): PcG protein complex; transcription regulator complex; chromatin
Molecular function (GO): RNA polymerase II cis-regulatory region sequence-specific DNA binding; DNA-binding transcription factor activity, RNA polymerase II-specific
Source: RefSeq, a predicted model, not a curated record
CUCAAGCAUUGAGAAUCAUCAGUGGAUCAAUCACAACAUCUCCGGUAUCAGCAAUGCAGGUGGAAGUGGGAGAGAUGCCCCUGAGGAUUAGAAGAGUUAAAUUAAUGCUGGCAUACUGGGUUAAUCUCCAGGUGCAUUGUGGAACUCACCCAACUAAAAGCAUUCUGACAGACUGCUGGGAACUCCAAUCACACAAGCUUUGGGUGGGUAGGCGAUGUAAUGGCGGAAAAAGCAGGGUUGUGUCAACUACAGUAUUGCCCUGCAGUCUCAAUCUCCUCCAUUUCUCCCUGGUUAUUCUCAUCUCCAAAGGUAGACUUUAGGAUACAGCAAAAAUUGAAGGAUAAGUUGAAGCAAAUGCCAGCAUGGCGCAUAGUACAGAAUUAUUUUGAUCAGCACUUCUCAGACUUUACGUUCAUAUUUACGACCCCAUAACAGGAUGUGCAGGAGCAGCAGUUUAUAUCCCGUGUGAGAGUGAGAUCUGCAUCAGGCAAAGAGUAUCAGAUCAUGUGUGUUUAUACCACUUUAUACCAGCGCUAUUGGCAAUACUAUUGGCCCUGCAGUGGCUAGAUAAAAGGGAAAUUAACAACACCGUAAUUGCAUCUGACAGUUUCUCAGCACUUUCCAGCAUAGAAUCCGGUUGAUCAAAUACCAGGAAUGAUAUAAUCAGUGAAAUAUUCCUCAUAAUGUAUAGGAUGGAAAGUAUAGGUCAAACUAUGCAAUUCAUCUGGGUACCAGCCCAUGUUGGUGUGGAGGGGAAUGAACAGGUUGAUAUUCUGGCCAAACAAGCACUCAGAAUUAAGAAUAUAGGCUUAUAUAGUUCCAUUAAGCAAAUCUGAGGUCAAGCAAUGCAUUAGAACAUAUGCAAAUAAAGUAUGGCAGGAGUACUGGGAUAAUCAGGAAACUGGAAGGCAUGUCUACAAAAUUCAAAAACAUGUUUGGGUAAGGAGGGAAAGAAGGGAAGGAAACGUCAUCACUCGAUGGAGAAUAGGACACACAGGACUCAAUCAUUCAUUACAUGAAAUAGGCAAGCACCCAACUGGGAAAUGCUCACAGUGUGACCAACCAGGAACUGUGGAACAUGUACAGUAUUAUUACAAUGCGGGAGUUACAGUAUACAGAGGGGACAUCUUCGUCAGUCACUUAAGAAGGCAAAACACCAGGACUGGUCACUGUCGGGUCUAUUGGGGAAUCAAGCAGAUGAAACGUAUGGUGUCAUUAUUCAGAUUUUAAGAGAAACAAAUUUAGUCAAACGGAUCUAGUUUUUUUUUCUUUUUUCUCCAUGUUCUUUAUCUCAUCUCUUGGUGUUCUGCAUAAUCUCUUUCUCCACACUCCAGUCCAGAUGGUGGCGGUAAUGCACCGACAAAAUGGUUUGCGAACCGCCAAUAAACACUAAAAGAAGAAGAAGAAGAAGAAGAAGAAGAAGAAGGUGUUAUUGGCGCCAUUAGUCCUGACCAGAGUCUCUGGACGUCUGAAUAAACCUGGCGUGGAAACAGACCGAAGUUAGAAACACAGCGCUAGUCCGAGGUUAACGGAGAGAAACGGCGUUUUUACGGGGUUUAUUUGGAGGAAACGUCUGUGAUUCAGUGAAGAUGUCGGAAGUCCAUGUGCUGAAAUAUUUAGUGAAGCAGCGACUCACGGAGGCUGCUGAAGAGAUAUUUGGGCUGUUUGAAAGAACAAUAGCAGAGUACGAGGAGGAAGCUUCUAGAUUAAAAGAGGACAACGAGCGACUGAAGAAACAUCUGCACGCUGUUUUUAACCCUGAAGUCCGCAUCCAAAGAGCAGACCUCCAGCAGCUUCUUCUGAUUAAGGAAGAGCAGCAGGAGGAUCCAGAGCCCCCCAACGUAAAAGAGGAACAGGAGGACCCAGAGCCCCCCAACGUAAAAGAGGAACAGGAGGACCCAGAGCCCCCCAAUGUUAAAGAGGAACAGGAGGACCCAGAACCCCGUCCCACUAAAGAGGAGCAGCUUCAAGGGCUGGAGAAGGCUGACAUGAAGGUCUUAUACACUCCUGUGAAAAGUGAAAAUGAUGUAGAGGAAGCUCUGUCCUCUCACCUUUAUCAGAGACAUACUAAACAGAUGGAGACAGAAGGUGAUGGAGAGGACAGUAGAGUACCAGAACCAGACAGGAACUCUUGUCUAGAUUGUCCCUCAGAACCAGAUAGCAAUGAAAAUACUGAAGACUCUUCUGAGCCGAAGGACAGUGAUGAUCGGAAGGAAACAUUUGGUUGCCUUAAAAAGAUGAAGAGACACAUGAUGACCCACACAUCAGCGAAACCUUUCAGCUGCUCAGAGUGUGGUAAAUGUUUCACUGAAAAUGGACGUCUUAAGACACACAUGAGAUGUCACACAGGGGAAAAGCCUUACAGCUGUUCAGAGUGUGGUAAAUGUUUCACUGAAAAUGGAAAUCUUAAGAUACACAUGAGAUGUCACACAGGGGAAAAACCUUUCAGUUGCUCAGAGUGUGGUAAAUGUUUCACUACAAGCGGACAACUGAAGACACACAUGAUAUUUCACACAGGGGAAAAACCUUUCAGCUGCUCACAGUGUGGUAAAUGUUUCGCUUUAAGUGGAAGUCUUAAGGCACACAUGAGAUCUCACACAGGGGAGAAACCUUUCAGCUGCUCAGAGUGUGGUAAAUGUUUCACUUUAAGUGGAAGUCUUAAGACACACAUGAGAUUUCACACAGGGGAGAAACCUUUCAGCUGCUCAGAGUGUGGUAAAUGUUUCACUGUAAGAGGACGUCUUAAGACACACAUGAGAUUUCACACAGGGGAGAAACCUUUCAGCUGCUCACAGUGUGGUAAAUGUUUCACUUUAAGUGGAAGUCUUAAGAUACACAUGAGAUGUCACACAGGGGAGAAACCUUUCAGCUGCUCAGAGUGUGGUAAAUGUUUCACUGUAAGUGGAAGUCUUAAGACACACAUGAGAUUUCACACAGGGGAGAAACCUUUCAGCUGCUUGAAGUGUGGUAAAUGUUUCCCCGUAAGUGGACGUCUUAAGACACACAUGAGAUUUCACACAGGGGAAAAACCUUUCAGCUGCUCACAGUGUGGUAAAUGUUUCACUGAAAAUGGAAGUCUUAAGAUACACAUGAGAUCUCACACAGGAGAAAAACCUUUCAGCUGCUCACAGUGUGGUAAAUGUUUCACUGAAAAUGGAAGUCUUAAAAUACACAUGAGAUGUCACACAGGGGAAAAACCUUUCAGUUGCUCAGAGUGUGGUAAAUGUUUUACUGUAAAAGGACAUCUGAAUAGACACAUGAGAUGUCACACAGGAGAAAAACCUGUGCUCACAUUACAUGUUAUUUAGCUGACGCUUUUAUCUAAAACGACUUACAUUGCAUUAUAACCCGUGCAUUACAUUUUUGCCUGGGGAGCAAUUAGGGGUUAGGUGUCUUGUUCAGGGACACUUCGACAUGGCACAUGGGGCAGCCGGGAUUUGAACCACCAACCUUGCAGCCCCCAGCGCACUGCACAGUGUAGUAAAUGUUUUACUGCAUUUGGAAGUCUGCAGAGACACAUGCUGUAUCACACAGGGGAAAGACCUUUCAGCUGCUCACAUUGUGGUAAAUGUCUCGCUGUAAGCAGAAGUCUGAAGACACACAUGAGAUUUUACGCAGUGAAAAAAACUAAUUUUCUCAAAAUGUGAUAAAGGUUUCACUCAAGCAGCUCUCCAGUUUGGUUUCUGAAGUGGUAACAGCAUGAAGUUGGGCCCUACUGUAUCUAGCUAAUGCAGCUCAACCUCCUCCAUUGGCUCUUGUUGCUUGUCUCUAAAGCCCCUUUGACACGCAGCAAAUGUCCCGGAAACCAGAACCAUCUAUCUUGAUUGCCUGUUCAGGCUUCAGUAAGGGGCCUCUGUUCGUUUUUUUCAGACCAGCUGCCACAACAUGAGUUUACAUCUUUGUCGUUCCCCCUGAGGUUUCUUUUUUUUCCUCCUUUUUUGGGGGGGGAAUAUUUUUAUCUGCCGAUGUGAGGGUUUUGGGACAGAGGAUGUUGCAUGAUUACAUACCGUGAAGCCCUCUGAGGCUAGUAUGUGAUUUUGGACUUUAUUAAUGAAAUUAAUUGAAGUCUCUUUAGGCAGAUGUUUCGUAAAUUCAUAUUCUGAGAACACAACUCCAAAGAUAAUUACAUCCUUCCAAUGAAUAACCUUAAGUUACGUUGCCUACUUUAAAAUUGUAAUGUUACCCAGCCUUUUAUUGACUUUUUAACUUGGUGACUGUCUUAAUUCUGUUGUUUUGCAUGUUACUUUGCUUUCACUUUGUUUUCCCUUUUUUUCAGGAAAUAUGUUGUUGGGAUUUAGAUUAGAUGUUUUCCUGGUUCUUUUGAUACUCAUUGUCUGUUCAUCUUCAUUUUGAGCUGAGUACAUAUUUGUAUGACAAAAUAAUGUAUCUGUGUAUUAAGAAACAAAACAAGAAUGAAAUCCUACUGUCAUUUCACAUUGCUGAGCGAGAAGUGCUGAAAAUGAAAUGAAGGCAAUACAUUUUAAUUUUUUUGCAUAAGUGAAUAAAUGUUGAAAAAUCAA